AUGGAUAAAGAAGUAAUAGAAGAAAACAAAGAGACCUUUAAAAAUGCUGUUUGUGACUUAAAAGUACUCCAAAAUAUAUACGAUGAGUGCUUAGAUAACCCUCAAAACUAUUUUGCCUGCUUAAACCCUAAACUUCAAGUGGACAAGUGCCGUCUUUUACAGUAAAAUUUACUUGGGGAAUCAAGAAUUUUUCAUAAUAAAUAUAUAUAAAUUUUAUAUUCUAAAAACAAAUUAUAAAGUUUAUCCAAUAUUUUUGUCGCAAGUUAAAGGGUGAAUUAGUCAAAGUAUAGACAAAGAGUUCACAAGGCAUGAGCUUAUGACAUACAAAAAGUGAUUAUGGCAAGUUCGGCAGUACAGAAAAGAAAAAAGAUACUUAAAAAGAGAAGUUUUUUAA
Messenger RNA from Blepharisma stoltei, 394 nucleotides. Lineage: Eukaryota; Ciliophora; Heterotrichea; Heterotrichida; Blepharismidae. The record is from the annotation of a GenBank genome assembly.